CAGGUAAACAAAAAAAGAAACGCUCCGUAUGUACGAAGCCACGUAAAGCAUUCGCGCUGCAUUCGGGAAAGCAAAAGCUCGUGUAAACAUGGAUUUGGUGACUUGGGUUCUUAUAGCGAUCACCCUGUGGUCGGUCUGGUUCCUUAGAACACGAUCCAGUCCGAAGGCUACUAACCUACCCCCGGGUCCUGCAGGGUUACCAGUCAUCGGCUAUGCCUGGGCCGUUUUUCACACAUUUCACAUCUUGUUCACCGAUCUAGCUAAGAAAUGGGGCGAUGUAUUCCACAUCAACAUCUUCGGACAGGACAUCAUCGUCUUAAACAGUGUAGAUGUGAUGAGGGAAGCCUACGCUUCUCAGGCCGUUUCCGAGGUGUUCUCCGGUAGACCUCCGCCGCCGAUUACGGGUUUUGGUUCUGACCUCAACGUCAGCACGACGUUCUUGCCGCCGUCUCCACUGUGGGUGAAGCAGAGGAAACUUCUGUACAAAAUCUUGAGUAUGUAUGGGGACGGUGUCCAGUCCAUGGAGAACACGGUACAUGACGAGCUCCAACACGUGGUAGACUGGCUGAAGAGUCGAGGAGGAAAACCUGUCAAUAUGGACGAAGUUUUCCACCCUUCGCUGAUCAAUAUUUUGACCAUUCUGUUGACAGGAAAACGACACGAAUAUGGCGCCCCGAUAUUGACUAACGUGCAGGUCAUGGACGACUCAGUGGCUGUGGGAGCUUCCGCACGCUAUGCUGUGUUCUUCACUAUAUUUCCAUUCUUAAGGUACAUUCCGUAUGGACCAGGGCGUGUUGCCAUAGCAGCACGGAAGUCCACAGAACAGUUCUUUAAGGAUUACUAUUACGCCUCAAAGGCUACAUAUGACCCGACGGUGACCAGAGGAAUGAUAGACUAUUUACUCCACAUCCAGGAAGAGCUCCAAGAGGCGGGGGACGAGGUGUGGCUGAAAGACACGUCCAUUAGAGCUACUAUCCAGGAAGUUAUCGGGGCAGGUUCUAUAACAACUCUCGGGUCUCUAAAUUCGUUUUUCCUCAUCAUCGCUAAUCACCCGGAUGUGGCCAAGAAGAUUCAGGAGGAGAUAGAUGCCGUGAUUGGCCAGGACAGACUCUCUAGCCUGAAGGACCGAGCGAAAAUGCCCUACACCAUGGCCGCCAUCUUUGAGUUGCUAAGGUACAUUUCGCACGUGCCUCUUGGCUUGCCACACUUGACGACGGAUGACGUCAUGUUCAGAGACUACCUAAUUCCAGCAAAUACCACGGUUAUGGCUAACAUGUGGCUCAUUCACCAUGAUGAGAAAACCUGGAGCGCCCCCUGGGAGUUCAAACCUGAACGAUUUCUGGAUCAGGAGGGACAACUUGUCACUGCCGAAAACCCUAAGAGAAAAGCCCUCAUGCCGUUCGGGAUAGGACGCCGUUCCUGUGUCGGUGAGACGUUCGCGAGAUCCCGGAUCUUCCUCUAUAUCACGACCUUGUUACAGUCGUUCCACUUCAGCCCUGACCCCAACUCUCCCUUGCCUUCCUGUGACCCCCGGGACUUCAAACCGGGCCUUGUCAUCAAGCCCUUGCCCUACAGACUAAAGGUCGCCCAGAGGGAUUGAGCACAACUGCUGUCAAUUAGCCAUCUGCUUUUUUAGCUGAUGGCGGUAAAUUUUGUAGACUUUAUUACUAUAAAUGCGAACAACCCCAAGGUUUUAAGGACAUUACUUUGUACAUAUGUUAUCGCCAACACGGGGCUUUCAAGUGCAUUGUUUAGUACAUAGAACACCAGCAACCAAGUUUUCAAGCGCAUUGUUUGGUACAUAUAAAACCCGCAACGAAGAUUUCAAGCGCCUUGCUUGGUCAUGUAACACCAACAACCAAGUUUUCAAACGCAUUGUUUGGUACAUAUAACACCAACAACCAAGAUUUCAAACGCAUUGUUUGGUACAUAUAAUACCAGCAACUAAGAUUUCAAGCGCCUUGUUUGGUCAUGUAACACCAACAACCAAGCUUUCAAACGCAUUGUUUGGUGAUGUAACAACAACACCCAAGCUUUCAAGCGCAUUGUUUGGUACAUAUAAAACCCGCGUCGAAGAUUUCAAGCGCCUUGUUUGGUCAUGCAACACCAACAACCAAGCUUUCAAACGCGUUGUUUGGUACUUUUAAUACCCGCAACCAAGCUUGCAAACGCAUUGUUUCGUACAUAUAACUUCAGCAACUAAGAUUUCAACCGCCUUGUUUGGUACAUAUAAUACCAGCAACCAAGCUUUCAAGCGCCUUGUUUGGUCAUGCAACACCAACAACCAAGCUUUCAAACGCGUUGUUUGGUACUUUUAAUACCCGCAACCAAGCUUGCAAACGCAUUGUUUGGUACAUAUAACUUCAGCAACUAAGAUUUCAACCGCCUUGUUUGGUACAUAUAAUACCAGCAACCAAGCUUUCAAGCGCCUUGUUUGGUCAUGCAACACCAACAACCAAGCUUUCAAACGCGUUGUUUGGUACUUUUAAUACCCGCAACCAAGCUUUCAAAUGCAUUGUUUGGUACAUAUAACUUCAACAACUAAGAUUUCAAGCGCUUUGUUUGGUCAUGUAACACCAACAACCAAGCUUUCAAGCACAUUGUUUGGUAUAUAUAAUACCAGCAAGCAAGUUUUCUAACGCAUUGUUUGGCACAUGUAACCUUAACAACUAAGAUUUCUAGCGCCUUGUUUGAUUAUAUAACACCAACAGCCAAGUUUUCAAGCUCAUUGUUUGUUGCAUAAAUCAUUGACAACCCCAAGCUUUCAAAGCACUGAUUGCUAUGCCAAUAUAUCAGCAUAAAAUACAGCAAAUCAAAGUUUUAUUUGUUAUAUCGGGAGAACAGAUUUGUUGAUAUUGUUUUCUAUGCGUAUAUUCUUGUUUGUUGUUACCAUCUGGUAUGAUCUAUCUUAAAAACAACAACGUCUAUGGACGAUAACUGGUUGUCGGCCUGUUCACGUGCGCUAUCAACGCUCUUUAAUCUUGUUCUGGCUGAUUCGGCAGAAGCCUUUUGUCAGGGAAUGUAUGAAGUAACUGUUUAGGUGCGGAGGUUUCCAUUCACCUGGUUGGCCCAGUCGCCUUUAUAAACCUUACCACCGUGGUCAUGAAAACAGUUCAUAUGUUUGGAAAGCAUCCUUGAUACCACACAGUUUCGUUUAACUGCUGAAUUUUGCAAAGCCUACUGUCGCAGAUCCUCUCAGAUGUACAAUACGUUUAUUUGGGAGUCCCUUCAUGUAUCUAACUGGAUGCAGUGUUUUCGUGUCACUUCGUUUGGUUUCAACAACCCACACACCUGCCGUAUACUCUGUAAGUCAGCAAGCUGUCAGUAUGACUUAAAACACCAAAUACAAAACACCAAGGAAAACAAGUUAUCACGAAUUUAUUCUGUAAAAUAAAAAAGCAAAAUACUUACACUUUGCAUUUUCACAGCACUUGAGGCACAGAGUGUAAAUAUUAAUGAUGUUCCGAUCACACUAACUUUCUGUAUCCUUUGCAUUAUGGUUAUGCAUUGCGACUCGAAUUGAAAAUUUUUAACUUUUCACCGUUUUAAUGGGAUCAAACAUAAACCUUGGUUCUACGCUGUAAACUGCAACAAACACGCAAACUGUGAUGUAUAACUACACUAAUGCAUUCACUAUUUAGCAUGUGCGUCAGUAACUCAACAUCUGACUUGAAAAACCGAAUAAAAACUGCUCCUAAACCUUGGUUUUAAGCUGAAAGCAACAACAAGAAUGCCAAUUGUGAUGUAACUAUACAAAUGCAUUCAUGCGCAUCAGUAGCUC
Molecule: messenger RNA, 3781 nt
Organism: Liolophura sinensis
Lineage: Eukaryota; Metazoa; Mollusca; Polyplacophora; Chitonida; Chitonidae
Product: cytochrome P450 2D9-like
Exons: 7
Coding region: 89-1600 (503 amino acids)
Biological process (GO): progesterone metabolic process; hormone biosynthetic process
Molecular function (GO): heme binding; steroid 17-alpha-monooxygenase activity; iron ion binding
Source: RefSeq, a predicted model, not a curated record